Molecule: messenger RNA, 2892 nt
Organism: Pleurotus ostreatus (oyster mushroom)
Lineage: Eukaryota; Fungi; Basidiomycota; Agaricomycetes; Agaricales; Pleurotaceae
Gene: ORC1
Product: Origin recognition complex, subunit 1
Exons: 8
Coding region: 1-2892 (963 amino acids)
Biological process (GO): mitotic DNA replication checkpoint signaling; DNA replication initiation
Cellular component (GO): nuclear origin of replication recognition complex
Molecular function (GO): DNA replication origin binding; chromatin binding; ATP binding
Source: RefSeq, a predicted model, not a curated record
AUGUCAAUCCCCACAACGCCCCGCCGUUCGAAACGCUUCCAACCUCUGCUAUCACCUUCGAAGCGCCAGGAUAUCCACACGCCGCCUCCUGUAUCCUGGGCACGCGCUCCCAUCCACGAGCGCCCGACUGUCGUUGAGACGGACUUGUUCGACGAGGAGCAAGCACGCAUUGCAGAAGCUGAUGAUCCCACUGACUACAGCACAUGCACGACACUCUACUACGAUGAACUUAUACGUUACUCAACGCCUCCCCAGCGCUCCAAGGCCAGAUCCCGCGCCUCCAAGCAAUCCAAAUCAGAACCCGCAGAACGCUACAAAGUCGGCGACACGGUGCUCGUAACCACUGCAAGCCGCCACCCGAGCAUCGCAGUCAUCUCAGGGAUGUGGGAAGUCAAGCCUUCGGACGGGAUGGAGGAAAACGAUGGUGGAGAGGAGGGCGAUCCUGAAGACGCGUUCAAAAUUCGGAUACAUUGGUACCUAAGACACUCUGACCUCCCAAAAAUCCGGGCUGCCCGUGAACAUUACGAGAACGAAGUCUACUACAGCGUAGCGUCUUCGGUACUCAUCCGGCCUAGCUCUAUCCAAUCACACUGCCUUAUAUCCACCACUCCCCCCUCCAAAGAAACCACAAAGCUCUCGCGCUGGUCCAUCCCCUCCACAUCUACAUCCUCCCGACGCACAUCAUCCAAGUCCAAGCCCAAGCCCAGUUCUAAUGUAACGGACUCCUCACUUGGUGAUGAGCACACCUACUACUGCCACCUCGCCGUGCACUCGCGGCGUGGUAUCUUCUACGAGUUCUCAUGGCCCGACCACCUUAGCUAUGCGUUGUCUGCCAUGGAAGGAGAUCCAAGCGAUGCGAGUGCGUGGGACUUGUCGCCUGUGGAUAUCGUGCGGUUAGAGAAGGGGGAGAAAGAGAAAGAGAAGACAAGUAAGCCGGCCACGAAAGCGAGGGGGAGGCCGAGGAAAGGCGGCAAAGUGGGGAGAGCGACGAGGAAAGUAAAAGAAGGAGACGAGGCACAUGAUGAAGAGGAUAGGGAGGAAGAGGAGAGUCAGCCUAGUGGGGACGAGUAUCAGGCGUCGGCAGCGAGCGACGGACAAGGUAGCGACCCGUUUGAGCUCCCUCAGCAGAACGAGGACACAGAGGACGAGGAUUCACAGGAGGAAGAGGAUGAUGAAAGUGAGGACGAGUACGACGUCCCGCAAACGCCUACUCGCAAACGCAAGCGCGCCGCCCAAGCUACACCCCGCAAAUCUCCACGAAAAUCUAAAUCCUUGCUCGUAUCAUCGUUCGCUACACCCCGCAAACCGCGCCGCGCCGCAUUGGCGCAGCCGACACCACACUCGAAGGCUGCGCUCGCCAAACGCCGGAAAGUGGCUUAUAAGCGGCGCAAACAGCUCGACGGCGAGGGCUCUGUCGGUGGUGAGGACGAGGACGAUGGUGUUUUUAAUGUUGGUGGUGUUGCGGGCGUUGGUGGGUCGUCUGGUCUAUCGACCUACGCAUUAGGCGUGGGCUCUGGAGACACAGACAACCUGCCGGACGACCCGUGGGUCCGGGCGAUGUAUAUGUUGCAUGUGGGCAGCCGCCCGGACGCGCUGCCGUGCAGGGAGAGGGAGUUCCAGAAGGUGCUGAGGAGCGUCAGUGAGCUGCUCGAGGAGGGGAGUGGGGGCUGUAUCUAUAUUUCUGGUGUGCCGGGAACCGGGAAGACGGCGACUGUGCACGCUGUAGUGCGAGAGUUGAAGCGGCAGGCUGAGCAGAACGAAACCAACCCCUUCACCUACGUCGAGAUCAACGGACUGCGCCUCUCCGAGCCCGCGGCCGCGUACUCCCUCCUCUGGGAGGCCGUCUCGGGGCACGACGUCGAGGCGGAAGGCCACAUGCGGAUUUCUGCGAAGGAGAGCUUGAAGUGCUUGACGAAGCAUUUUGCGGGCGGGGCACGAGGGCCCGGUCAGCAUGCUUGCGUUGUCCUCAUGGACGAACUCGACCAGCUAGUGACGACCAAACAAGACGUCGUGUAUAACUUCUUCAACUGGCCCACGCUCGUCGGUAGCAAGCUUGUGGUGCUGGCCGUCGCGAACACGAUGGAUCUGCCCGAGAGGGUUAUGAGCGGGCGCGUGAGGAGUCGGCUUGGUAUGGUCCGGAUAAACUUUACGCCCUACGAUAAAUUGCAGCUAAGUGAGAUCGUUAAUGCUCGACUCGCUGCUGCACAGCUCGCCUCCAAUGAUGGGGGCGACAAAGAUGGCGAUCAAACUAGGACUACUGUCGAAGUGAUGAAACCUGACGCAAUCAAGUACGCUGCCAUGAAAGUGAGCAGUAUCAGCGGUGAUGCGAGGCGGGUUCUGGAUAUCUGCCGACUUACCAUAGAGCAAAUUCAUCAGGGGCACCAGUCUGCUCUCGCUUCCUCUGAUGCUUUGCACCCCUCGGCGCCUAUCCCUCCACCGAAACCCGUAACGGUCUCCGACGUGAAGCAGACGCUGCAGACGAUCCUGAUGCAGACUAAUACUAACUACUCGAUAACAUCGUCCUUCAUACGCGACUGCAGUCUGCAUGAACGGAUCAUGCUCGCGGCCAUUGUUAAGUGCGUGAAGAGAGAGGGCGUGGAGGAGAUCAAAUGGGGCGAGAUUCAACACCAGCAUCUUGCCUACGCAUCCAUCCUCCCCGCGCACGACGAGCCGAAGAACAAGCCCUCGGCAUACGACCUUACCCUGAUCCUCGACUCCCUCGCCUCGUCGCACGCUCUGAUUGUUGAGAAUCCCUCCGGCGGUGCGAAAGGGAGGGGAGGGGGAAAGGUUGGCGAGGAGGAGAGGCGGGUGAUGUUGAAUCUAGAGCAGGUGGAAGUGCAGAGAGUGCUCGGUGACGUCGGCGGAGCAGUGUGGAAGACCGUGCUCGGGUGA